GUGACGCUUCGCGUGAUUUCGAAAUGCGUCUCAAUAUCGCACAGACACAAAUGAUUACAGGAAUCGAAUAAGGUAGAACUUCGACUAACUUACUUCCCAGACCGCUUGUUCUACUAUAACAACGAAGUCAAUAAAAAUCAUGCCGCGUGUGCGAGGUGUUGCGAAAACGAGUUGUGGUGCGCCGAGAGCAUCAGCCUCAUCUCGUCCGCUGCCAGGUGGGACGACCAAGCCUAAGACCUGCUCCAUCAGGAGUAAAAACCCAUCUCGUGCUGGACCCGGGCGAGGCGGGUUCGCCUUCGAUUUUCCGUCGUUUCUCCGGACGGUUUCCUGGGAAAAGGAAAAUGUACGGACGAGGAGGGGACUAGUGAAAGCGAUGGAGCAAGCGCUUCAGUACAAGAGAUUGGACGCUGCGCUGUGGUUUCACUUUGCCGGCAUCGCUGGACGGUUUUUGAGGAAACAUCAGGAAACAACAAGUGCAAGUGGACGCCGCGACAGGAGGAGUAGUCGCGUAGGCGAUAUGUUGCACGAGGAUGGUGGUGCUCCAGGAGAAGAACAGGAUCGCGCUUUCGUGGUGCGCACGUUGAGCUUGAUCUCCAGAGCGGGCGUCCGCGGAGAAGAUUGCUCGUUCUACAGGGAAGCAGCAGUCUGGGUGCAACGACAUCUUCUUUUGACCAAGAAGACCUCUCCCCGUGCUGUUCAUGCAACGUCCGCCUGCCGUGAGGACAACACGACCGAGGAUUAUAAUGUCGACACGCUUGUCUUUGUCGCGAAAUGCUUCGCCAGAGUGGAGUAUCCGCAACACAAACUGUUGCGAAGCGCAAUACCGAACGGGUUAUUAAGCGUCGGUGGAAGCAGAAGCACUACAUGGGAAGAGGCCAGCUGCACCGCUUCUGGAAAUGAUGACUGUCUGAAUAGCGGCGCAGUGCCACCACAUGCAGUUGCAGUUCACAUCCCCUUAACCGCUCGUUUCGUUGCAGACCUUUUCCUGCUGUAUUCGUGGUACUUGCGACAGAACAGUACGCGGCUGUCGGAACGAGAGCAAACGCUGAUUGGGCACGCACUGCAGAGCAUCCUUCACCUUGUGAGCCGCAGAGCGGUCACGAAAAAUCCAGCAGCAGGAAUCAAAGGUUAUUUCUCGUGCCUCAGCACGGAGCUAGCGGCGACACUGUUACUGAGUUUGCAAGUGGUAAAAAGAAAACUGCUUCAGAAACGAGCAUGCAGAAGGGAAGACGGAACAGACAAGUCGAAGCCACCUUCGCCCAAAAAGACGAAGCACGAGACGAGGUGUGGAAUUGGAAAGCAGGAUGGAGAUGCACAAGAAGAUAAUUCGGGUGUGAAGAAUCAAAGUGGAGGUAGCGCUUUUGUAGCUGCAGAUGCCGAAGACGACGCGUUCUCAAACGUGCAAAACCUACUCUGGAGGAGUCUUCUGCAUCGAUUUGGGGACCUUUGUCCCGAGCUUCACCUUCGCUUGGCGCGUUUGAUCGCUGUCUCGUUAGUGCAACCGGCGUUGACUGAGAAGAAGUGGAAGAUUGGAAGUGAAGCAGGGAACAAGGGAUCGACCAACUACAGUUCCCCUGGCGAGGGAGCGCAAGACGAAAGAGCUCUUCGGUUGUUCGCGGAGGGGCAGCAGCACAGCUUUAAACCCGUCACUGCAGCUGCACUACUGAGUGGCAGUGGAGUCUCACGCUCAACAUUUCCAAAUUGUAGCAGCGAUCCAGUCCCUCCUGGGCAGCUCCUGACGAAACAAACCAUCUUUGCUCGGCAGGUGGUCGGUAAUCUGGGAUCUGCCGCUAGGCUCCGUCCGGGACGAUCACCAGUCCCGCUGACUGCAGAGCAGCUCUCGUCGUCUUGCGAGAUCGCAGCCUGCCUUGGGGAGACCGGAUUGUGGUCUAGACACGGACUCUUCGAGUACGUGCAGCCGCUGCUUCCUGCAAUCGUCGAGGCGUUACAUUCUACUUCGGAAAAAAUGCGUGGUCCACGAUCGUUCUCUGGAAAAGAGGGCCAAGAGCAUCUGCAAGGACUACGAACGGGGGCAUUUUUGUCAACAUCGACAGGUUUAGACUCACAUUCAUCGCAACCAGCGAGCGGCAACGACGACAUCGACGACGAGGAUCAAAGUAGACGUGGAGACGAGGACUUCUCUGAGGCUUUUGCUAUCGAAGAACCUCCUUCUACUGAUGACGAAGGUGUCGCUUCGCAGGGUUCAACGUCGGGAAAAAUGCCCACUACAAGAACCGUAUUGGAUUCCAAGAGCGCUGGGUUGCUGCUCUCCGCAAUCAACGGCGUUGGUGUCGUGGAGGACCACGUACUGAUCGAGUGCCUCCACCUUCUCGCGGAGCCUGCGGCACCUGUGCUGCGGGAGCGUGCAGCGCGGUACAGGAUCGGUGGUGGACAGCGACUUCUUGCACAGACUGGUGCUGUACCUGUGCUUUCCAGGUCAGACCGCAACGCUCGUCUGCUUUUGGGAACUGCUGCAAGUACAGCUGGUCCUUUGAUGGAGUUGGCACCGCCUUUACAAGAACAAUCACUUCUUGCGAUGAAUUAAAGUUGCUGUCGUGUGAAACUUGAAAGAGGAAAGUGGAACGUCCGUCGCUUGAAAGUAGCGACGCCUAGGUUGCAAUAACUAACAAAAUCUUGUGACCGUAUUGAACUCGUCUUUGUACGAGUGGAAAGUGUAAAU
Amoebophrya sp. A120 is the source of this 2680-nucleotide messenger RNA. The record is from the annotation of a GenBank genome assembly. NCBI's taxonomy places the organism in Eukaryota, Dinophyceae, Syndiniales, Amoebophryaceae.